AUUGUAACAAACUCAGUUGGGCAGAACCCCGACUGGCAACGCACGCGUCCAUCUUUAUAACGAAAACCCAGUGAUACAUCGGCAUCACGCACGACCAGUCGCAAAGCCAAUAGCAGUGUUAGACUCAUAAAACGAACGGAACUAGUUACCCAUAAAUAUAGUUAAGCAUUAAUAUAAUUAGCGAAUAAUUCGUGGCAGUGUUAAUUUUUAAAAAAUUCGACAAGCAUAUAACCUUAACAAAUAUAUAUUUUAUGUACACGAAGAAUAUCGAUUGGAAUUGAAACAAUAUUUUUCUCUUACUUCACCUCUAGCGAUACACUCAUCGCCAAAGAUAAGAAUAAUGGUGAAUUGUAUGUUAAAUAAUAGCAUGAGAGUGAAAGUGAUCUUAAUUGUGAAACGAAACGUUCCGAUCAGCUCCUUUUAAAAAUUUUACCAGUGGAUCAUUCGGGUCUGAGGAAAAUCGUGAAUCCGAUCGCGAAUAAUUAUUUAUUGAUAAAUGUUCGAUUAGAGCAACGUCAAAAAUAAUAUCUAAGUGGAUCGUGCACCGUAGGUGACGUCACAAUUAAAAAUUUUCAUUCAAUCCAAUCAAUUGAUCUGAUCGAACUGGAUAAAUUUUGCCAAACCGGAAAUGAGUGAUCAUGAAGGCAAUAAAAGGGAACACAGUCUUCUCUGCUUGACCGCUAUUUACGUGAUCCACGUGGUACUCUUCCACGUGUUUCUACCCCCGAAACUGUCAGUCACGAAAAUCACCCUCACGUCAAAGUUCGACGAGCUAUCCACGAUCUGGAGAACUCACUCGGCUAGAGAUAACGAAACGAGACAUUCAACGUUUCUAAUGGCUAACAUAACGUCGGGCAUAAGAAACAAUAAUAGUGAAAUUUUGAAAAAAUCUUUUAAUAACGAAUCACCAAAAUUAAUGGAGGCCAUCGCAGGACAAUUUCCACAGCAGGUUUCCAUUCAAGACCUCAGAGGGAAACACAUGUGCUCCGGCAAUAUUAUUCACAAGGAUUGGAUUCUCACUGCCGCCCACUGUAUGUACUCGUCCGAGAAAUCGUUAUUAUUGAAAAAUAUCAACGUUCAUGCCGGUGACGUUCGAUUAGGCGAGUUUUCCGAAUUCUCACAGAGGAACGAAGUAAUUAAAAUAUACGUCCAUAAGUAUUACGACAAUGAGUCGAUGGAGAAUGACGUUGCUUUGCUGCAGCUCAAAUCAUCACUUUCAUUGGAUGAUUUGAUAGUGUCUGCUGUACGUGUCCGAAACUCUGACGUACCAACUUCUACGGAAUGUAGCAUCGCUGGUUGGAAUGUUGGCAGUCCUAAUAACCAAAACAACGACGCUCUUCUAUACGAGAGCGUCGCCAUCAUGCAGCGUGACGUGUGCGGAGCUAUUUAUUAUAAGCAAUCUAGAAAUUCCAAAAGCAUGAUGUGUGCUAAACAUGUUGAUGAUAAUAGAAAUACGUGUCUGGCUGAUUCUGGAGCUGGUUUAAUUUGUGGGAAUGGUCUGACUGGUAUUUUAAUAAGGAAAAACUGCACGUCCAUUCCGAUUCCUUCUCUUUAUAUGGAUAUACGUCUUUACGUCGAUUGGAUCAAAGAAAUAACGAAUUUAACAACGUCGUACGAUGGCAAAAGCUUUCGUGCGUCUAUGACGUCCACCUCAGCGACAUCAUCUGUCAACAGUAGGAACUUCAGCCCUACUGCUUUAGGAAUAUUUCUUGGCUGUCUGGCAUUUUUAUUAACAUUUACAGAUCACGACAGAACGAAGGCUUAACGUUGGAUAUAAUGUGGUAAUAGGAAUUUUAAAUCUUUUAUAUUUUUAUCAUGUGCAAACUUCAUUGCUGUAUGCUAUUCAAUGUACUCAUGCGAUUGCAUUAAUUAUUGAGCUUAGAAUAAUUUCUUCAUACUUCUCAUGUUAGAGCCAAUAUCUAUAUUAUUAUUAUUAGUAUUAUUAUUACUGAUAUGGUAUACUCUUCCUAAUUUUAUUGUAACAUUGUAACAUUUCACAUUGUUUUCAUUAUCAACAGCUAAGAUUUUGCGUUAUAGGCUUCAUUGUUAUAAUAUUUAUGACGUAUACUGAAAACAUUUCUCGCAGUGUACGUUUUAUCAUUUGUGUAUAUAUCUGUAUACAUAUAUCUUACGAAACUGUGAUUGCAAUGAUAAUUAAAUACGUAUGAAACAAGUUACAUGUAUAGUUUUACAAUACGUUAAUAAGCACGGAACGCGUAAGUACAAUGUCACAAGUAAGAUUAACGUUUAAUAAAAUAAUUUCUUCAGGAUGUA
Molecule: messenger RNA, 2274 nt
Organism: Cephus cinctus (wheat stem sawfly)
Lineage: Eukaryota; Metazoa; Arthropoda; Insecta; Hymenoptera; Cephidae
Product: cationic trypsin
Exons: 6
Coding region: 629-1765 (378 amino acids)
Biological process (GO): proteolysis
Molecular function (GO): serine-type endopeptidase activity
Source: RefSeq, a predicted model, not a curated record